AUGACAUGGUACUCGAGACAAAGUCGCCCGCCGUGCCUGAACUCAAUUGCGCCCUUGAUGCGUCCCACCAUCGUCUCUCGCCUGCACAAUCUUGAUCUCGCAAAAGAUCAAGCCCCCAUCUACUCAAUACGAGAGGCUCAACAGCAGACAAAACCGCCUGGCCACCCCUUGACCCCGCCCCUGGCCUUAUUGUAUUCCUACAGUAUCCGAAACCCUGCCCGUGGCUUUGCAACAACGUCCAUCCCAAGCAAACCGAAAGCGGAAAGGCUCGCAGCCGAUGUUGUGAACGUUGCGGCGGCUACUACUACUACCGCACAGACGUUCCCCAAGGAAAGCGGGCCAGCAGUUGCACCUGCCAAUCACAUUGAUUCCCACCUCGCGGCCUCCCAGACAGAAGAUCUUGUUCAAACACCAGAAGAGCUUGAAGCCCAGCUAGAGCGAGAUGAACUCCAAUUACUCGUCGAGAAGCACGCUCCUAGGAUUCGGCGAGAGGCCAAUCGCCAUGCUACGAAGCUGCGAAGCGACCGCCGAGUGCUGCGUGGCCAGUCUCAUGCUAUGGCAGUCCACGAUUGGCUUCCCCGUGACCUUCUCGACAGCAUUGUCUCCUUGGCCCAGACCGAGUCGAACGAUUCAAACAGACGUCAGGGCCAGCAGCCCCUCUUGAAAAUUUCCAGUGAAGAGGAUGCCAUGGUGCGACUGUGGACUUUGGAUCUCACCCUUCGGGAGCUUGGCUUCUCCAGAGACCAUAUUCAGCCAGUCCUCAUAUGGGUCUGUGCCAAUGCUGCUAGCAUCGAUGCCAGUGCUGCUGUUUGGGGACUCCAGGAAUCACUGGAAUGGCUUGCAUUGGACCACUGUGAAGACCACUCGUUCACAUAUGAGGACGGACCAAAACGUCCCACUGUGGACGCACUGGAUGGUCCGGGUUUGGACGAACAUCCAUCAGCUUCGGGGACGGACCAAGAUCGCUCGUCCACUCUGGUGAACAAGGACACAAAAAGAGAAUUGGUCUCGGGCUCAUCUACGCCUAGUAUCGCAACGCCUGUGGGCGCGGUUAACGACGACGUUCAGGUCAGCGACUUGGACAGUGAUCUCGAACUAGACGAGCUUAUCCCUCUCUAUUUAAGAAUCAGAGCUAAACUCUACGAAAUUGAUCCACAGUUGGACGACACGACCUCGCGCAAGUCAACUCGCGGGGCCAAGUCUAGAAAGGCAGGACCUGCAACACCGCAAUCACCGGCCGCGCGUAAACUUCUCUCUCAACUACAGCAGCUCCGAUCCGAUGCCCUGUUCGAUGAAAAUGAAGCUGAGGCGCGCUGGCCGACCAAACGUAACGAGAUUGCCCAAAUCCAAGCUGCGAAACGACUUUGCUCCGAGUUUCGACAUGCAAGUCCUAAGAAAGAGACGAAUGCGAUAGCUAUGGAGCCAGAAGUAGAGGUAUCUCCUGAAGCAGCUUCUGACGGUAUCAACAGCCGCGACAUCGACGAUGACGAUGCUUUGCUGGGCGAUAUGUUCUCUACCGUCUCAGAUGCUCCGGUGGUAGAAUUGGACUCUGCCGUAACGAAUUCUAGUGCCAUAUCAUUGCGCGACUUUGGUAAAGCAGGUGGCCUGAGCCCGCGAAAGGUGCUCGAAGAGGCGGUUCGUUCCAGAGACCCCAACGCGCGCCUGACCUACAAGAUGGUUUCUCAAACUACCUACACAUGUCGACAUUCAUUGACCAUCACCUGGUCCAAAGACUUCGAUGUUGAAUACGACCGUGAUAUGACCAGUGUUUCGUGCCACAGAAGUGGACGUAUUAUGAGAUUUGAGGCGAUGCAUGUAGCCGCCAUCUCGAUUGAUCAAAGUGAGGACUAUAUAUCAACUGCAGCUCUUUUCUCUAUCUCAGCUGUAUUGCCCAAAGAAGAGAAGGUUUAUUUGCGAUUACCGAGUAAUUGGAGGGAGGUCUAUAGAGAGUUUUUGGAAUAUCGCAGAACACGGUUAGAUGCCAUAGACCGCCAAUCUGUCAAACGGUAUCGCUCAAUUGUUCGAGAUCAAGUCGACGUCGAAGAGUCUGAUGGGGUGGUUCUGACAAACCGAUUCAAGAUGCGAAAUUCAGCUGCUACAACGUCGAGCGCAUCGAAUUCUGGUUACAGCACCCCAGUGCGCCAAGUCGAUGGCUUAAUCGAUCUGUGGCAGCAGAAAGUAAGCAGUUCUUCCUACCAGCAGAUGCUAGUGGGUCGGAUGAAUCUUCCUGUAUUUGGUUUCCGUGGGGCCAUCUUGUCUACCAUCGACCGGGCACAGGUCACAAUCAUCUGCGGCGAAACAGGUUGCGGGAAAAGCACACAGAUUCCGUCUUUUAUACUAGAGCAUGAGCUGUCCCAGGGAAGGUUGUGUAAAGUAUACUGUACGGAACCACGCCGUAUCUCGGCCAUCUCCCUGGCACAGCGUGUCAGCGAAGAGCUCGGGGAAGCUUCACGCGAUCUUGGAAGUAUGCGUUCACUUGUCGGUUAUGCAAUUCGACUAGAGAGCAAAACUUCAUCGCAGACGCGUCUUGUGUAUGCGACAGUUGGUGUAGUGCUGCGUAUGCUGGAGUCGACUGGCGAUCUGCGCGAAGUUACCCAUCUGAUCAUAGAUGAAGUCCACGAACGAAGUAUCGAUACCGAUUUCCUACUUGUAAUUCUUCGCUCCUUGAUGGAGCGUCGUCCUGAGCUGAAGGUUGUGCUUAUGAGUGCCACAGUCGACGCGGCGCGUUUCUCGAGCUACCUCAACAAUGCUCCGAUUCUGACUGUACCCGGACGUACUUUUCCAGUUCAGACUCGAUAUCUUGAGGAUGCUAUUGAGCUGACGAAUUAUGUUGCAUCCUCGGGAGCAACUCAGAAUAGCUCAACCAGCGAUGUUGAGGACGACGAGAUCAAAACAGACAAAUCUGGCAUACCGCAAAAAUUGUCGGGUUAUAGUCAUAGAACACGCGAAGUGCUAUCAACAUACGAUGAAUAUGCUAUAGACUUUGAUCUCAUUGUCCGACUCAUCGAGACAGUAGCAUUCGACUCUCGGCUGGUCCAAUUCAGUAAAGCCAUUUUGGUAUUCCUUCCCGGAAUUGCUGAGAUCCGCCAGCUCAAUGAGAUGUUGACUGGGCAUCCAUCCUUCGACGCGAAUUGGUACAUAUAUCCGCUACAUUCCACUAUUUCAAGCGAAGACCAGCAAGCGGCUUUCUACAUACCACCUCCUCAGAUACGAAAAAUUGUUCUCGCUACAAAUAUUGCCGAGACUGGUGUAACUAUUCCGGACAUCACUUGCGUCAUCGACACUGGUAAACACAAGGAGAUGCGGUUUGAUGAACGCCGACAAUUAUCGCGAUUGACACAGUCAUUCAUCUCCAAAGCCAAUGCGAAGCAGCGCCGAGGCCGUGCUGGACGUGUCCAAGAAGGAUUAUGUUAUCAUUUGUUUACAAAAUAUCGUCACGAUACCCUCAUGGCUGAACAGCAAACACCGGAAAUGUUGCGACUAUCUCUCCAGGAUCUCGUUAUGCGCACUAAGAUCUGUAAACUGGGCGACAUCGAAUCUACCCUUGCUCAGGCUCUGGAUCCGCCAUCCUCGAAAAACAUUCGACGUUCAAUUGACGCUCUGAUCGAAGUCGAUGCACUCACGCCCGGGGAAGAACUCACGCCACUUGGCCGACAGAUAGCAAAACUUCCCUUGGAUGCCCAUCUUGGAAAACUUGUGAUUCUUGCCAGCACACUUGCCUGUGUUGACGUCGCUACCACCAUAGCAGCAAUGCUGUCAUCCAAGUCUCCGUUUUUGACGCCGUUUGGUGCAAGGCAGCGUGCCGAUAUAGCUCGAUUAGCAUUCAAGAAAGGGGAUUCUGAUCUCUUGACCAUGUAUAACGCGUACAAAGCAUGGAGAGUGGUCUGUACCACACCAGGACGAUCCGAAACGCACUUCUGCCAUCAGAACUUUCUAAGUGCCCAGAACCUAGGCAAUAUUGAGGAUCUCAAGGCACAGCUCCUCUCAUCACUCGUUGAAGCGGGCUUCUUGCAACUUUCACCAGAUGAACGCCGUAGGCUGAGUCGUUACCGCAGCACGACAUCACAUCGCAUGUUCGUCGAAGUUCCAGCGCGGUACGACAUCAAUUCAGAGAACGACUUUCUCGUCAACUCUGUCAUCGCAACUGCUUUCUACCCAAAGCUUCUGACACGGGAAGGAAGGGGAUGGCGUAACAUCUCCAACAACCAGACUGUUAGCUUAGCCCCAACAUCGGUCAACAAAGGCUGCGCCACUGCUAGCUUCCUGUCGUACUAUCACAUCAUGCAGUCGAGCAACAAGUAUUACAACGCCCAUUCGACCUCUGUCACGUAUCCGCUCCCUUUGGUGCUUAUGGCAGCAGCUGACGUGGACUUCAAACUCCAUGCAGGUGUGAUCAGCUUACCAGGCAAUGUGUUGCGAUUUGCCGUCAAAGAUGGAAGGGUGGCGGUCGCAUUGAAGGUGUUGAGACGUCGUGUCAAGGAAAUCUUGGCGUCGAGUUGGAAGAACCCUGCGCGUCAACAAAGUGAACGCGAGAAAGAGUGGCUGGACUUGUUUUCAAGGAUAUUUAAGGAAAAGUGGGAGAAGGACGAAAGGAUCAAGGAACGGGCUACCGGAAAAGCGAGAUGA
Molecule: messenger RNA, 4626 nt
Organism: Plenodomus lingam JN3
Lineage: Eukaryota; Fungi; Ascomycota; Dothideomycetes; Pleosporales; Leptosphaeriaceae
Source: RefSeq, a predicted model, not a curated record